Molecule: messenger RNA, 645 nt
Organism: Melospiza georgiana
Lineage: Eukaryota; Metazoa; Chordata; Aves; Passeriformes; Passerellidae
Gene: DYNLT4
Product: dynein light chain Tctex-type 4
Exons: 1
Coding region: 1-645 (214 amino acids)
Biological process (GO): microtubule-based movement
Cellular component (GO): cytoplasm; cytoplasmic dynein complex
Molecular function (GO): dynein intermediate chain binding
Source: RefSeq, a predicted model, not a curated record
AUGGCUGAGCAGCCCGUCCCAGAGAUAGCCCUGCUAGCCCAGGUGCUGGCUGCAGGCAGCACGGAGGCCCCUGCACUCCGCAGCAGCCGCCGUGGGUCCCAGCCUGCAGCCCCGGCCCGGGGCCCUGAGGACAGCAAAGCUCCCCCUCUGCUCUCCCGCCGCAACUCCGUCCUCAGCCGCCGCAGCUCCUUCGGCAUGGGCCCGGGGAGCAGGCGGCCCUCCUGGAUGCUCCACAGACGUGUCAGCUUCUCUGGGCUCCCCAUUUUCCAACCCAUCCUCAAGACCCGCCUUGAAAACACUUACAGGAUAGGGCCAGACAAAGGCUGCAGGUUUGAUGCGGAGCGGGUGCAGCGGGUGCUGGAGGGGACCCUGGCCUGUGCCUUGGGGACCACAGUGUACAGUGCCCAGGGCAGUGCCCCACUAGCCCUGAGCCUGACUGAGCUGCUGCAGAACCAGGCCAAGGAGGUGGUGCCACCCCGCUACAAGCUGGUCUGCCACGUGGUGCUGGGCCAGCAGGGCCAGCAGAGCCUCUUGGUGGCCAGCCGGGGACUGUGGGACCCUGAGACCGACAGCUUUGCCUCUGCCACCUUCUCCAACGCCUCCCUCUUUGCUGUAGCCACAGUGUAUGGGGUCUACUUCGAGUAG